AUGGCUACGUCUGGCAUAGGUCGCGACCAGACUUGUCAGUCGAGGCUCCGUAAAUUAUUAUUAGGUGCCGUUUCGAACCUUAAAUUCCUACGCCGCGGUCAAAAACACGGUAUAGUCCGAGGGGCCAGAACAUGGACCGGACAACACAUUGUUUCACAGCACCACACGCUAAACCAAUCAGCCGCUGAACUUAAGAUGCCUGAUAGCACGGACCCUAUCGAAUAUCUACUUUCAGAUAGUACAGUACAGGUUCUCCGGCGGGGACGAGACACGUUUUUAGCUUUUUGCGGUACCGACACUAUGGAACCGAGCUAUACGAGCCCACUAUAUCAGUGGGCUUCCAACAGCGUUUAUUGCAUCGCUGUGAAACGGUACCGGUGCGGUGGCUAUGGCUCCACGGUUCGCGAUGGUAUGGCCAGUGCAAUUGAUCUUGCUCAAGCCGGUGUGGAUACAAUGCAGGCCCUGAAAGAUCAAACCCACACAGAAGCCCAGAUGGAUCUUUUUGAAUACAUGUUUUCAUUUGCUGUCAAGACCGUUGACGGUAGACGGCAAAUUGGCCCAUCGGAUUGGGAUUGGAUCAAUCGUAUAUUCGAUAAGGUGUUGAAGCUCAAGUCUUUCAAAGAGGAGAAGAUGGCAGAAGAUGUUGUUAUUUAUUGCGACCACUCUCGUUACAUCGAAGGUACUGAAUGCAACGGUAAUAAAAACAAGAAAAUGGCGUGCGACAAAGACAUCAGCGGUGAUGUGGAAAUCAAUUCUGUCUUUAAGUGGUGCAAGUCGAAGUCCGGCUAUUUUCCAGUAAUGGCUGAUCUCGGGUCAAAAUCACUUCUGGCAUGGCCCAUCCAUAAGAUCUAUAAUGUCACCCUCCUCAGAACCAACAUGGAUGCCGCUGCUUUGCUGGAUCGCACCAUCUUGCAUGAGCUUACGCAUGCAAUUCCCCUGCUUGCUACUACAGACACAUCUUGCUUCUUAAGCUACGGCUGGAAAAGGUGUGUCACUCUUGGAAAAAGUCGUGAUUCCGGCAUCAACAACGCCGACAAUUACGCGUAUUUCGCUCUUGGAGCGAGAAUGAUCAGUCCAACCGACAACAAACCACCUCAACGACCUAACCGGGAUGGUUCUGUUUCUCUUCUCCCCCCUGAUCUGUGGCGCAGUCAGCAAUCCCACUCGCUUCGAGCUCGGUAUUUUGGGCGCACAGCUAACAGCUCUGCUCUGGGAGAAAAUGCAUCUUUUAAUGAGGCCAAAAAGUCUCUCAUAAUGAGUCCUUAG
Aspergillus steynii IBT 23096 is the source of this 1266-nucleotide messenger RNA. RefSeq lists its product as uncharacterized. The record is from RefSeq and is a predicted model, not a curated record. The coding region runs from base 1 to 1266 and encodes 421 amino acids. The transcript is spliced from 6 exons. Lineage: Eukaryota; Fungi; Ascomycota; Eurotiomycetes; Eurotiales; Aspergillaceae. Gene Ontology annotation, molecular function: metalloendopeptidase activity.